This is a messenger RNA of Melitaea cinxia (Glanville fritillary), 788 nucleotides long. It is a transcript of the gene RpL10Ab, whose product is annotated as 60S ribosomal protein L10a. Bases 109 to 759 code for a protein of 216 amino acids. Lineage: Eukaryota; Metazoa; Arthropoda; Insecta; Lepidoptera; Nymphalidae. Gene Ontology annotation, molecular function: structural constituent of ribosome; RNA binding. The record is from RefSeq and is a predicted model, not a curated record. The transcript is spliced from 5 exons. Gene Ontology annotation, cellular component: large ribosomal subunit. Gene Ontology annotation, biological process: translation.
AAUCUGUGGACCAAACGUCGACUAAUCAUAUUAUAGGUAUAAAGCUGUCAUUGCCAAAUUUGUCUUUUCGGUUUUGACAUCACAUCGACGAGGUUGUUUUAACCAAAAAUGUCAAAGGUAUCGCGUGAUACGCUCUAUGAGUGCGUCAAUGCUGUACUCCAAUCCUCAAAGGAUAAGAAGCGUAACUUCUUGGAGACCGUGGAACUCCAGAUCGGUUUGAAGAACUAUGACCCCCAGAAGGACAAGCGUUUCUCCGGCACCGUCAAGCUAAAGUACAUUCCCAGGCCUAAGAUGCAAGUGUGCGUCUUGGGUGACCAACAGCACUGUGACGAGGCCAAAACCCUCAGCGUACCAUGCAUGGACGCAGAGGCCCUUAAGAAGUUGAACAAGAACAAGAAGCUUGUUAAGAAACUAGCUAAGAAAUAUGAUGCCUUCCUUGCAUCUGAAUCGCUCAUCAAACAGAUCCCACGUCUGUUGGGUCCUGGUCUGAACAAGGCUGGCAAGUUCCCUGGUCUUCUUUCCCACCAGGAAUCCAUGACACAGAAAAUUGAUGAGGUCAAAGCCACCAUCAAGUUCCAGAUGAAGAAGGUACUCUGUCUCUCUGUGGCUGUCGGCCAUGUUGACAUGACACCUGAUGAACUCGCCCAGAAUGUACAUCUUUCAAUCAAUUUCCUCGUGUCUUUGUUGAAGAAGCACUGGCAGAAUGUUAGGUCACUCCAUAUGAAGUCCACCAUGGGCCCACCACAGAGAUUGUACUAAAUCUUAACAAUAAAAUUUGACUACUGAUA